Molecule: messenger RNA, 1336 nt
Organism: Canis lupus familiaris (dog)
Lineage: Eukaryota; Metazoa; Chordata; Mammalia; Carnivora; Canidae
Gene: MTCP1
Product: mature T cell proliferation 1
Exons: 7
Coding region: 187-510 (107 amino acids)
Biological process (GO): positive regulation of peptidyl-serine phosphorylation
Molecular function (GO): protein serine/threonine kinase activator activity
Source: RefSeq, a predicted model, not a curated record
ACUUCGGUCCGGGUGACCUCGGGCUCGUUGCACGCUCACGUCCCGAUCGUGCCUGGAGUGGCCCAGGGCGGGGGACCUGGAAGUUUGAGCCUCGCUGCUCCUGAGGCGGAUUAAUUAGCCCAAGAAACACUAUAUUCAUGCUUAGGUGGAGAAAAGCAGGGCUAGAAUUGGAACCCAAAGCCCAGGAUGGCAGGAGAGGAUGUGGGGGCUCCACCCGACCGCCUCUGGGUUCACCAAGAGGGUAUCUACCGCGACGAAUACCAGCGCACGUGGGUGGCCGUCGUGGAAGAGGAGACGAGUUUCCUAAGGGCACGAGUCCAGCAAGUUCAGGUUCCCUUAGGUGACGCAGCUAGGCCAAGUCACCUUCUUACCUCCCAGCUACCUCUCAUGUGGCAACUCUACCCUGAGGAGCGCUACAUGGAUAACAACUCUCGCUUGUGGCAGAUCCAGCAUCAUUUAAUGGUCAGGGGAGUACAGGAGCUGUUGCUUAAGCUUUUGCCUGAUGAUUAGCCUGGUGCUGGGAUUCUAGGAAGAUAUGCUCCUCUGUUCUGUUCAGUAUAUGGCAAUCACUUCAUCCACCACUGCAGUGCACCCACCUGUGGGCCUGGGGGGAGGAAGUGGGUUGAAAAACUGCUCAAGAACACAGAAGCUUAGGAAGGGCCAUGAAGAACAGCACGAGUGGAACUGCAGAGAGAGGGUCACGCAGGCAGAAAGCAAGUCAACAAAAGCACUUAGUCAGGAUACGUAACUUGAAAUUGACUCCUUUGGAAAUUGCCAUAGAACCUUUAAUGGACAUCAUCAGCUGGAACUGGGAUCUGAUGAAUCCCACAAAAGUCAGCACCUGCUACAGAACAGAUGCCCUGAUCACCAAGGACUUGGUACUGAUUUAGAGAGAAGAGAGCAGCUCCUAGCAGCAUCAACAUCUAUUUGUCGCUUAUUUGCCCUGCAGCAAUUCACCUGCCUUUCCUUCUCCCAUCCUUUUUCUGGAUAUGCCGCAGAAGGAUCCGUGCCAGAAACAAGCCUGUGAAAUACAGAAAUGUUUACAAGGAUUUGAGAAAGAAGAGGAAGAAAAGCUGACACUGAAGCUGACAUCAAAGUGAAGUUCUGCCGAGAAAUGCUGCUGCUGAGAAGUUAAAUGCUGCACCAUGUAUCCACCAAGCAAGUUUUUUGUCUUCCUGACUCUUUCUUCAGGCCAGGUAGCAGCAAAUAGCAAAUUAAAAAAGGCAACUAUAAAAGUCAAUAUGCCAUCUAUGCAGAACAGAUAGAAAUAUAAAUACAUUAAAUAUGUAGAAUGUAAUAAAACCGAGCUGCUAAAAUAAACCUGUUAAGUGAGAAA